Messenger RNA from Temnothorax curvispinosus, 681 nucleotides. RefSeq lists its product as uncharacterized. The record is from RefSeq and is a predicted model, not a curated record. Gene Ontology annotation, cellular component: mitochondrion. The coding region runs from base 40 to 579 and encodes 179 amino acids. NCBI's taxonomy places the organism in Eukaryota, Metazoa, Arthropoda, Insecta, Hymenoptera, Formicidae. The transcript is spliced from 4 exons.
CGGCAGUGUGAGUGAGCAGAGCAACACAACCACAACAAGAUGGCUUUGACGAGGGAGCUCGGCGGACUGUCAACGCGGUUGUUGCGAAACAAAGCGUGUCUGUACGCCGCGGUGAGAUGUUCUUCCGACAGACCGUAUCCAUGGAACUACCUCUGGAGGCCGGGGAAAUAUUCGGAGAAGGAUCAUGACAAAAUUGCCGAGAAAUACAAUUUGCAUCCGAAGGAGUAUAAGCCUUAUCCAGACGACGGUAAAAAAUUCACCGGUGAUUACCCGCAGCUGCCCAUGGUAGGACCGGCCGCUAAAGACCCGUACUAUCCAUACGACAUACCAGUAUACAAGAAAAAUUAUCGUGAGACGCUACACGAUCAGUUUGAAAUUAUGGGCGAGGAUCGCUUCAGUUAUGGCUACAACUACAGGAUCAAUCUGUAUGUGGGAACGGCGAUAUUUUUUGCAACUAUGAUCGCUUGCGCGACGAUCACUUACUUGUUAGAACCCUAUAAGACAUUCAUACCAAGAAUGGAGCAACAGAUGCCGAAGAAGGGUGUAGUGCAUUAUACAUUUGAGCCAGCAGAUUCGUGAAGAUGGGACAAGUAGCCUCGAUUAGACAACAGAUUUAAAUACAGCAGUGUCUGAUAUAAUAUAUGAACAUAUGAGUUGUAAUAUAUGAAUUAAGUAUAUUUA